Molecule: messenger RNA, 954 nt
Organism: Cryptomeria japonica (Japanese cedar)
Lineage: Eukaryota; Viridiplantae; Streptophyta; Pinopsida; Cupressales; Cupressaceae
Exons: 1
Coding region: 1-954 (317 amino acids)
Source: RefSeq, a predicted model, not a curated record
AUGGAUAGAAAUGCAAAAUCUAUAGGGCUGUUAGGCACGUUUGGAAUUGUGGGAGAGGCCUUCAAAAUCAUUCACUUUAAAGCUAAAUUAUUGGGGAACAUCACUCUAGUGUUCAUUCUGCCUUUAGUUUUGGUAAAUUUGGUAUUUGGAAUCAUAGUACAGACCCAUGUCGCUGAGAUUAUUUUCAGUAAGACUACUGGAGAGUUGAAGUUGCUCAUUCUGCAAUUGACGGAGCUUUUAGUGCUGAACGCUGUGUACCUAUUACUCUCUUAUGCGCUGUUGAUGCCGUCCAUGGCGGCAGUGGUCUACACCGUGGCCACUGUUGACACGGGCAACAACAAACCCUCAUUUGCAGGAGUCAUGAAACUCGUUCCCGCAGUGUGGAAACGGAUGAUGAUAACUUCCCUGUGGUAUUUCAUUAUCAGUUUCAUGAUUAGCAUGGCUUUUGGUUUCGCUGUGUGUUUCCUAGCAGUGGGUUUCCUAUUGUUCGGUAAAUCGUAUGUGAUUGUGUUCUAUGCUGCGUUAAUAGUUUGGUUCGUGGUGUUAUUCCUGGUGAGCGUGUACUUGGGAAUCGUGUGGAAGGUAGCGACUGUUGUGAGUGUUAUGGAGGAGGAUUAUUAUGGGUUGGAGGGCAUGAAGAAAAGCCGCCGUCUCUUGGAAGGAAAGCGCGCUACAGCGUGGGUUGUCACCAUAUCUUACAUGGUAAUUAAUGGGCUAGUUGGUCAUGCAGCGCUUAAGGGUUACAUGCAUCUCGAGGGAUUAUGGGCAAAAAUAGCGUUUGGAACAGGCUGUGUGGUGAUGGAGGGUUUGGUUGCUUUGAUGUGGAUGUUAACGCAGAGUGUGCUCUACUUUGUAUGCAAGGCUUACCACGGGGAAAGCAUAGACGGAAAUCUCGGUGAAUAUCAGGCUACUGACAAUAAGGACACGGAGAGUUUGGAGCCUUUGAAUAUAUAA